GGGCGGGGCCGCACCAGAGCGCGCGUCCGCGGAAGCUGCCGGAGUUCCGAGUUGGAGGCGCGGCUGCCGCCUAGGCGACCGACGGAGGCUUGAGGCCGAGCCCCGAGGGUCUUGUGCAAGCUAAACCUGAGCCCUACCCUACAGCUGCAUCUCAACCCUUGAAAAUUCAUCUUGAGAUGGGAUCUGGCUUGUCUAACCUGGUCUUGAAUUUGCAGUUCUCCUGCCUCAGUCUCCGAGUAGCUGAGAUUACAGGGACUUUUGUGGAGGAAGCAGAUGAAAUACUGCACUCAGCUCAGUUCCAGAUUAGAACCCAGUUCCUCACUCCUUGGCUCUAUGACCACAGCAAGAUGUUAUCUGAACCUGUUUCCUUAGCUGUGAAAGAGGAAUAAAAAUAACACAUUUUGCUUCUGUCUUCCCAGAAUUUUUCAGCAAAUUGUACAGUGGCGGUUGAUUGUAUUUUGAAAACUGAAAAUUAGUGGCUGCUACCUUGUCUUCUCACCUUUUAACAAAGAAUAAAUGGGGUGUUUGAGAAGAUAGCUAAAUUAAAAGAAGAGUUUUACAAAUGGCUUCAGAAUCAGUGACUGGGAAACCAGCUCGGAAUCACUUCCCAAAGGGGAAAAAGCAGCAGCACCCGCCAAUAAAGAACAGAUCUUCAGUGAGUGACUGUGACAGAGAAGACUCCUUUAUCUUUGAAGCAAAUGAAGCCUGGAAAGAUUUCCACAGCUCUCUUCUUCGAUUUUAUGAAAAUGGAGAACUCUGUGAUGUCACACUAAAGGUUGGUUCAAAGCUCAUCUCUUGUCACAAGCUGGCAUUGGCUUGUGUUAUUCCCUACUUUAGAGCCAUGUUUCUCUCUGAAAUGGCGGAAGCCAAGCAAACAUUGAUUGAGAUUAGAGAUUUUGAUGGCAAUGCAAUAGAGGAUCUGGUGAAAUUUGUCUACUCUUCACGGCUCACAUUGACUGUGGACAAUGUCCAACCUCUCUUAUACGCAGCCUGCAUUCUGCAGGUUGAACUGGUGGCCAGAGCUUGCUGUGAGUACAUGAAGCUGCAUUUCCAUCCCUCCAACUGCCUAGCAGUGAGGGCCUUUGCAGAAAGCCACAACCGGAUAGACCUCAUGGACAUGGCCGACCAGUAUGCCUGUGAACACUUCACCGAGGUUGUGGAGUGUGAGGACUUCGUGAGUGUGUCACCCCAGCACCUGCACAAGCUCCUGUCCUCCAGUGAUCUGCACAUUGAGAAUGAAAAGCAGGUCUACAGUGCUGCCAUCAAGUGGCUUCUUGCCAACCCCCAGCAUCAUUCCAAGUGGCUGGACGAAACCCUGGCACAGGUUCGUCUGCCAUUAUUGCCAGUUGAUUUUCUUAUGGGUGUAGUGGCAAAAGAACAAAUUGUCAAGCAAAAUCUGAAAUGUAGAGAUUUAUUGGAUGAAGCAAGAAAUUACCACCUUCAUCUGAGUAACAGAGCUGUACCUGACUUUGAGUACUCCAUCCGGACUACCCCAAGGAAGCACACUGCUGGUGUACUGUUCUGUGUAGGGGGGCGAGGUGGAUCUGGGGACCCUUUUCGUAGUAUUGAAUGCUAUUCCAUCAACAAAAACAGCUGGUUCUUUGGACCAGAAAUGAACAGCCGGAGACGACAUGUGGGUGUAAUCUCUGUGGAAGGUAAAGUGUAUGCAGUGGGGGGACACGACGGCAAUGAGCACUUGGGCAGCAUGGAGAUGUUUGAUCCUCUCACCAAUAAAUGGAUGAUGAAGGCCUCGAUGAACACAAAGAGGCGAGGAAUUGCCUUGGCCUCCUUGGGGGGCCCAAUCUAUGCCAUUGGAGGGUUGGAUGACAACACUUGCUUCAAUGACGUCGAGAGAUAUGACAUCGAAUCUGACCAGUGGAGUGUGGUGGCCCCGAUGAACACUCCCCGUGGAGGCGUUGGCUCUGUGGCUCUCGUGAGCCAUGUUUAUGCAGUAGGUGGCAAUGAUGGAGUGGCUUCUUUGUCUAGUGUGGAGAGAUAUGAUCCACAUCUGGAUAAGUGGAUAGAAGUUAAAGAAAUGGGUCAACGACGAGCUGGCAAUGGAGUCAGUGAGCUUCAUGGCUGCUUAUAUGUUGUUGGUGGUUUUGAUGACAACUCCCCUCUGAGUUCAGUUGAGCGGUAUGACCCUCGAAGCAACAAGUGGGAUUAUGUGGCCGCACUCACCACUCCCAGGGGCGGGGUGGGGAUCGCCACUGUGAUGGGCAAAAUCUUCGCAGUUGGAGGUCACAAUGGCAACGCAUACUUAAACACAGUAGAAGCCUUUGAUCCCAUGCUGAAUAGGUGGGAGCUUGUGGGCUCUGUGUCUCACUGCAGAGCUGGAGCAGGCGUCGCCGUGUGUGCCUGUCUAACGAGCCAGAUUCGAGACGUAGGCCAUGGGUCCAACAAUGUGGUUGACUGCAUGUGACUGGAGUGCCAGCCACCAGGGACUCUGUCACAUCUGAUGGGCAAGAAAGGCAGCCAGGAUUUUGAUACGACCCCCUUUGAAUUUUAACAACAACCAGAGACUUAUUUAAAUGUUAACUGUAGUAUUGUGGCUAAGUACAACUUUUUGAAUGAUAGCUGAAGAAUUUUUAGUCAUACUGUUAAAUUUGGUACUUUCUGCUUUAGUAAAUAAUGGAGUGGGGUAGAAAGACAGUUUAACUUGAAACCAUACCUACGCUGGAAAAAAUGUUUAAAGUAGUGCCAAAACCUUGAAUUCUCUGUUUAUUUGUAUUAAUCCAAAUGAAAUUUGUUGAGUUUUACUUUUCCUUUGCCUAUUGGCUUGGGUACUGGAUUCUUCCAGAGCAGAGAUUAGAACCUAUGUGUUGACACACAAGAGACCUACUCCUCUUGAAAAUAAUUUCUUUUUUUUUUUGUAUUAAAUUCUUUUAUUGGUACAUUGUAGGUAUACAGCACAAUUAUAUUUUUUAAAAUAAUUUCUACUUGGUGCUGCUGAAGUUAUGUCUUGCUUUUUUUCUAGGUGUUGAUUUCACUUUCUUGGGUAUCUACAGAAGUACUGUUUUGUCUGAGUGCCAGUUGGCUGCAUUCUUGGAAGCUGGUACAGGCCUUGAUUUCAGUUGGAAUUGCUAGGACACCAAAAGACUUGGCUGUGCUAAUUAUGUCUGAACAAAUCUACCGUUUUGUUUUUGUUUUAUUUUUCCUAUCUCAUGCAAAAAAUGAACCAGAGGAAAUGCUAGAGAAGGCUUUAGAGCGGCUGUCAUCCCAGUGCCCAGCUCAGAGACUGAGAGGGUGCCAAUUACAUGUUGCCCUACCGAGGGAAAUCUGAACCUAUCUUUCUUUACCCUUUGUCUUUGACUUAUUUGAUUUUUGAAUCCAGGAUUUAUUACCUUCUUAUUUUGUUAUUUUCCACCAUCCUGGUUUUUCUAACUGUACAGAUCUACAUUUAUUUGUUAUCAGAAAGUGAAUGCAUUUUUAUCAAAACUCUUUAUUGACUAGUUUACUGAUUAGUUCAACUCCAUCAUUAACUAAUGAAACGUGUUGGUAAAGACAGAGGAAGAUGGAAAUUGUUCUUUUUUCUCAUUAUGUUUAAUACCCUCCAGAGUAUUUAUUGCAGUUUAAUUGAAAAUACUUCUACAAAGUAAUUUGAAGCCCAUGGUAUUGAUAAACCAACUGAUAUUACAGCCCUUCAUUGUUUUAACUAGCAUUAUAAAAUGACCUAUUCAUUAUUUUUAUGUACUUUUAUAAAUAUUUUUUAAGAACGUUAAAGUUUCUUAUUUUAUAUUUGCUAUUCAGUUUGGCAUCCCUCUUCCAGGCUUUCCAAAAUUUUCCUUCCUUCGUACCAUAGAAUCUGUUGUAGUUUACUGCUGGUCAGUUAUCUCAUGCACAAGGAAGCCAGCCAGAGAAAGACGCCCCAAUUCAUCCAUUCCUGAGGUUCACUGACUGAUUAAAUGGGGACUGAACUUGUCAGUGCAGGAGGGCACAAUGCCACAUUCCAAAAGCCAGCUAUCAGGCAUAGAGAACCAAAAAGAGGAAAAAAAUUCAAGAGGGCUUAAGCUGGCAAAUGCAUUUCAUGAAGCAAAUUUCAAAGUUCUUAAUUAUGCUGUUUUUUUCUACUCUUGACCUGUGGGCAAAUUCCCAAGUCAUUGCUGGUUAUGAUGUAGCAGGGUUCGCUAGUGUAACUGAUCAUGUUUAAGUUACUCCCAAAAGCAUUGGCUGGAUUAGCUAUAGCUGGUUAAAUAUGGAAAAUAAGUUGCAAAACCUGGCUUUCGCUGUCUCUUUCCAUGUCUGAUGAAGUCCUUGUAUUAUAGUAGGUCUAUCGUUACUAGUAUGUGUUAUGUUUAUUUUCAGGGGUGAGGAUCUUAUUGUUUCCUGUGAUCACUUAAAAUGUUUUUCCCCCUCACUUCUAUCUGCCUGUUGUGUGUGUAAAUGGGUGUGUUACAUUUCUCUUUCUGACUUUUAUGAUAUAGUCAUCUAACGUACUACACUGGUACCCUAGCCAUCCACAAAAUACGAGAUAUCCAUAUGUACAGCAAAAUAAAGGGAACACUUGGCUGUCCUUGACAUUAUGUAUGGACAGCAGUAGGAAAAGAUAAAUAGCAGAGCUAGUAUGCAGUCUCUGUUGGACAGAAACACAUUUUUGCAGAUAGGAAGUGAGAAUCAGGCUGAAAGUAGAUGCAGUUGAAAGAUGACGAUAGUCCUGGGAAUGAAGCUGUGAGCUGGUCAAAGGUGAUUCACAACAGUGCAGUGUCACUUUGACCUCUAAUGUUAACAGCCCCUACCCAAAACGUGAUGUAAGAUAGAACCAAAAUACUGAAAUGAUAAAUGGAAAAGAAAUGGUGGAAAUGUAUAAAUUUAUAUCCUCUCUUUAAAAAAAAUUUUUUUGAGCCAGGGUCUUGCCAUGUUGCCCAGGCAAUCCUCGAACUCCCAGGUUCAGGUAAUCCUCUUGCCUCAGCCUCUGGGCCACUGCACCUGGCCUUGUAUCUUAUUUUCUGCAAGAAGUAUUUCUACAUUCUUUUGUGUAAUUCUCUCAUUUAGUCAUUGAAGCUACCACUUUACUGUAUUGCACUGCUUCUUUAAAAUAUUUCACUAUAUUCCUGUA
Molecule: messenger RNA, 5056 nt
Organism: Heterocephalus glaber (naked mole-rat)
Lineage: Eukaryota; Metazoa; Chordata; Mammalia; Rodentia; Bathyergidae
Source: RefSeq, a predicted model, not a curated record